AUGCAAUCUCUUUUUGAAAUCAUCCCCGAAGAAAUUGAAACGCUAGCCUAUGCUGAUGAUAUCACCCUGAUCGCCACCUCUCCUUUUUCUCGAAUCGCUCGGAGGAAGCUUCAAACAGCUGUGGACAAAAUUGCCGCUUGGGCCCCUACAAUCGGCUUCACUUUUGCUCCGGAGAAGUCUAAUUUGCUGCACUUUGGUCCCCAUAGAAAAAGAUUGCGCAAAACUCCUCUUCUUAACCUGUGCAAUAAAACCAUUAAUCUAGUUCGCGCAUCCCGUAUUCUUGGGGUCUGGGUUGAUGACCAGCUCAAAUUCUCAAAUCACAUAAACCGAGUGCGUAAAACUGCCAAUCGAAAACUUAACAUCCUCAAGAAACUAUGCGGACGCAGCUUUUCAGGAUCGCGGGCAACUUUGUUCCUCUUCGUCCAUGGUUGGCUGUUGCCUACAAUGUUACAUGGUAUCGGAAUUUUCGGCCGUGGAUAUGAUUAUGCAAUAAGAAAACUAGCACCUGCCUACAACCAUGCGAUACGAAUGAUCAGCGGGGCAUUCAAAAGCUCUCCUAUACCGUCCCUCAUGUCGGAAAGCGGCCAAGUUCCCUUUGAGUACAUCCUUCUGAAAAGCCUAUCCGCAAAAACAGUACGAUGGUUGUCAUUUGCGCGAGACCCUGCAGUCCCAUUGAUUGCACGCACUGAAAUGCUACUUAAUGAAAUCCAAGCCACAAUUCCUCAUAUAUCUCCUCGUAACGAACCAAGACUGCUGAAAUGGAAUAGAAAAAUGCCCAGCGUUGACCUCAGUCUACUAUCAAAAGUAAAAGCAGGCGAAAAUCCUUCCAAAGUGUUACCCCUUUUUCGCCACCUCUCAAGGGAAAAAUAUGGAAACGUCCCCAAGUACUAUACGGACGGUUCAAAAACAUCCGACCAACGGGUAGGUUGUGGUAUCCACAGCGAAAAUCUGAACGUAUCAUUAUCCCUCCCCACUACCUGUUCGGUCUUCAGUUUAGAGGCAUAUGCUUUGUUAUCAACCGCCUUCAACUACUGCCCUCCAUCUGGCUCGGUUGUAUUCUCGGACUCUGCCAGCGUUUUGAAAGCUUCAUUUGGCGGAAACGUCAAACAUCCCUGGAUAGCCGAGCUAUCAGAAGUAGCUGUCCGAAAAAACAUCACUCUGUGUUGGGUCCCCGGGCACUCUAACAUUCCGGGCAACGAAAUAGCUGAUCAGCUCGCAAACGUCGGAACCCAAAUGGAUCCUCCCAACCAAGCAGUACCGUCUCCAGAUGCAAUCAAAUGGCUAAAACAGAAAAUCAAAUUAUCUUGGUCCCAUGAGUGGAACCACAUACACGACAAUAAACUCAGAGAGGUCAAAAAUUCUACUGAUACAUGGAAUGAUCGGAAAACCGUCAGCGAGAGACGCAUUUUAACCCGUCUUCGAAUAGGUCAUACCCGACUUACCCACGAGUACCUGAUGGAAAAGGAAGAUCCCCCUGUCUGUAUUGCCUGUAAAAUCCCGCUUAGCGUCAAACAUAUUAUCCUGAACUGUCCGCAGUACCAUCAAGCCCGAGUUGAAAGUGGGCUUGCAGAUAACCUUCGACAGGUUCUUUCCAACUGUCCCACUGGAGAAAAGAAGAUUUUGACCUUUCUCCAAAAAAGCAAAUUAAUAAGUCGCAUUUAG
This is a messenger RNA of Uranotaenia lowii, 1662 nucleotides long. RefSeq lists its product as uncharacterized. Bases 1 to 1662 code for a protein of 553 amino acids. The transcript has a single exon. Lineage: Eukaryota; Metazoa; Arthropoda; Insecta; Diptera; Culicidae. Gene Ontology annotation, molecular function: RNA-DNA hybrid ribonuclease activity; nucleic acid binding. The record is from RefSeq and is a predicted model, not a curated record.